GGUGUGCCUGUGCCUGUGCGUGCCUGUGUGUGUGUAUGUGGAACUGUGUGUGUGUGUGUGCGUGUGUAUGCACCAUCCAGGCUCCUGAUCUACGGGGAGUACUGCAGCCACAUGGAGCACGCCCAGAACACGCUGAACCAGCUCCUUGCCAGCCGGGAGGACUUCAGGCAGAAAGUCGAGGAGUGCACGCUGAAGGUCCAGGAUGGGAAGUUCAAGCUGCAGGACCUGCUGGUGGUGCCCAUGCAGAGGGUGCUCAAAUACCAUCUGCUCUUGAAGGAACUUCUGAGCCAUUCUACUGACCGGCCCGAGAGGCAGCAGCUCAAGGAAGCGCUGGAAGCCAUGCAGGACUUGGCAAUGUACAUAAAUGAAGUUAAAAGAGACAAAGAGACCUUAAAGAAGAUCAGCGAAUUUCAGAGUUCUAUAGAGAACUUGCAGGUGAAACUGGAGGAGUUUGGGAGGCCAAAGAUUGAUGGGGAGCUGAAGGUCAGGUCCAUAGUCAACCACACCAAGCAGGACAGGUACUUGUUCCUGUUCGACAAGGUGGUCAUCGUCUGCAAGAGGAAGGGCUACAGCUACGAGCUGAAGGAGAUCAUCGAGCUGCUCUUCCACAAGAUGACAGACGACCCCAUGAACACCAAGGACAUCAAAAAGUGGUCCUAUGGCUUCUACCUGAUUCACCUGCAAGGGAAGCAGGGCUUCCAGCUCUUCUGCAAGACGGAAGACAUGAAGCGGAAGUGGAUGGAGCAGUUCGAGAUGGCCAUGUCAAACAUCAAGCCGGACAAAGCCACCGCCAACCACCACAGCUUCCAGAUGCACACGUUUGGCAGGACCACCAACUGCCAGGCCUGCAAAAUGUUCCUCAGGGGCACCUUCUACCAGGGCUACCUGUGUACCAAGUGUGGCGUUGGGGCACACAAGGAGUGCCUGGAAGCAAUGCCUCCCUGCAAAAUCAGUUCGUCUGCAGACCAGGACGCCUCCGGAGCGGGACCGGGUCCCAAGAUGGUGGCUGUGCAGAACUACCAUGGCAACCCGGCCCCUCCUGGGAAGCCUGUGCUGACCUUCCAGACGGGCGACGUGAUCGAGCUGCUGAGGGGGGAUCCUGAGUCUCAGUGGUGGGAGGGUCGGCUGGUACAAACCAGGAAGUCGGGGUAUUUUCCUAGCUCAUCUGUGAAGCCCUGCCCUGUGGAUGGAAGGCCUCCCAUCAGCAGGCCUCCAUCCCGGGAGAUCGACUACACCGCCUACCCCUGGUUUGCAGGCAACCUGGAGCGGCAGCAGACAGACAACCUGCUCAAGUCCCACGCCAGCGGGACCUACCUCAUCAGGGAGCGGCCCGCCGAGGCCGAGCGCUUCGCCAUAAGCAUCAAGUUCAACGACGAGGUGAAACACAUCAAGGUGGUGGAGAAAGACAACUGGAUCCACAUCACGGAAGCAAAGAAGUUCGAGAGCCUCUUGGAGCUGGUGGAGUACUACCAGUGCCACUCGCUCAAGGAGAGCUUCAAGCAGCUGGACACCACGCUCAAGCACCCCUACAAGUCUCGGGAGCGUUCUGCCUGCAGGGCCUCCAGCCGAUCACCAGCUUCCUGUGCUUCCUACAACUUUUCUUUUCUCAGUCCUCAGGGCCUCGGCUUUGCUGCUCAGGGCCCCUCCGCUCCCUUCUGGUCAGUAUUCACACCCCGGGUCAUCGGCACAGCUGUGGCCAGGUACAACUUUGCCGCCCGGGACAUGCGGGAGCUCUCGCUGCGGGAAGGCGACGUGGUGAGGAUCUACAGUCGCAUCGGCGGGGACCAGGGCUGGUGGAAGGGCGAGACAAACGGACGGAUCGGUUGGUUUCCUUCAACAUAUGUAGAAGAGGAAGGCAUCCAGUGAUGGCCAGAAUGUGGACAGGACGCACAGUGAUGGCCAGAAUGUGGACAAGAACGCAUGGAUU
Molecule: messenger RNA, 1927 nt
Organism: Galeopterus variegatus (Sunda flying lemur)
Lineage: Eukaryota; Metazoa; Chordata; Mammalia; Dermoptera; Cynocephalidae
Gene: VAV2
Product: vav 2 guanine nucleotide exchange factor
Exons: 20
Biological process (GO): cell migration; regulation of GTPase activity; intracellular signal transduction
Cellular component (GO): cytoplasm
Molecular function (GO): protein binding; guanyl-nucleotide exchange factor activity
Source: RefSeq, a predicted model, not a curated record